AUGAAUUUAGAUUGGAAAGAAAAUUUUGAAGAAAUUGAAAUUACUAUAAGAAAAAAAAAAAAUAAUGAAAAAGAACUUGUAAAUUUUUUUCAUAAUGAUUUUUUUCUUGAAAAUUAUUAUCCUUCAAAAUUAGACAAUGUUAAAGAUGUUUUAAUAACAGAAGUAUAUAUUAGAGUAGUUGAUAAAAAUAAUAUUCUAAGCAUAGAUCUUUAUGAUAAAAUAAGCAUUAAUAAAGAUGACAUAAGAAUUAAAAAAAAUGAAGAUUUUUUAAUUUUAAAAUUAAAAAAAAAAGAAAAAAAGUUAUGGGGGUAUUUGCAUUUUUUUUCUUUGUUCAUUCGUUAUAAAAAUAAAUUUUAUCCAAAUUUAUUGAAAUGUACAAAGGAAGAAAAAGAUAAAAUAUUUUUUAUGGAAAAGAGGUUUAAAUCUUUGAUAAAUGUGAGGAGAAUGAAGAGUUUAGAGCAUUUGAAAAAAAUUCUAAAAAAAGAAAAAACUCAUAAUGAGGAAUUUUGUAGAAAGUUAGAAGAUAAUGCACAAAAAAUGCAAAUGGAAUCAGAAGAAUUAAAAAAUAAACAAUUGAAAAUACUAAAAGAGGAUGCUAAAAAAAAAGCUAUUAAUUCUAUAUAUGAAGAGUACCAAAAUUAUGAUAUUAAUGAAGUUGAUCAGAGCAUUGAUACUAAUGGCGUUUGUAAUAACAAUCAAGUUCACGAAAUGAAUAAAGAUAAAAAUGAUAUAGAUAAUAAGGGUAUUUUAAUCGAAUAUAAUAAUAAAAAAAAAAAAAAAAAUAUGUUAUUAUGUAAGGAAAAUAUUAAAAAUAGAGUUAUAGAGUUAAAGUUUACUGAAUUAAAGAGAAAUGAAAUUCCAGCUAGAGAAACUAGAAAUUUAAAAAAAACAUUAUCAAAUUAUUCAUCAACAAAAAAUUUUUUUUUAAUAAUAUUAAUAGAAAAAGCCAAAAAGUUUUUUAAAAAUUCGGAUUUCUCGAGUUGUUUAGAAACAUUAAAUUCAAUAACAUCUUUUGUUUCAACAGGCAACGAGCUUAAUAGAGAAGAACUAAUAAAAGUUUUAAAUAAUUUAUCUUUAUUAUAUUUAUUGACAAAUAAUUUAGAUAAAUGUGUAGAAGAAUGUGAUAAAUGCUUAAAUAUAAUAAAUGAAGAAAUAAAAAAUUACAAUGUUGAAGAAACCGACAUAGAAAAUACUUCUAAUGACAAUAAAUUUUUGAAAACUUUAAAUUCAUUAGAAGAAAUAAAAACAAAAAAUUAUAUUCAAUAUCUGUAUAUAAUCUAUGCAAUUGUUACUGUAAGAAAAAUGUAUGCUAUUACAAAAAAAAAUGAUUUAAAGAAUAUUGAAGAUAAUUUUUUGUGUAUAAAAAAUGUGCAAAAAUUUUUACCUAGAUGUUUUUAUGAAAGCAUUAAAAAAGAUAUGGAUAACUUAAAAGUUUUCAAUAUAUUAGUACCAAUUUUAGAAUACCAUCAUUCGAGUAGUAAAGAAAUAAAAGAAGAUUUAUAUAAAUUAAAUAAUCAGAACUCAAACAUAAAGUAUGAUUUUUUUUUAAAUUUUUAUUUUGUUCUCAAAAGGUCCUUUUACUUAAAAAAUUUGAAUUUCUUUUAUAAAAAUAUUAUAAAUAUUUUAUUAUGCUUUUUUCAUAUUAUAGAUAAACAAAACAAAAUAUACAGUUUUUUAAAUAAUAUAGAACAAUUUAGUUUAACAAAAUUUUUGUUGAAUAUAUACGAAUUUAUUUUGCUAUUAAAAAAUAAUAGUAGUUUUAUAGAAAAGGUAAUAGAAAUAGAAAAAUUAAAUGAUAUACUUGAAAAUUCAUUCAUUCAAGAAGAAAUAAUAAAUGUUUUAAAUAGCAACUUAAGACAAGAUGAUGAUAAUGAAUUAGAAUUUCUUCUAAAGAAUAAUUGCGCUUUAAAAAAAAUAAUUUAUUUACUUCGCCAUUCUAAUAAUGAUGAAGAUAGGUAUGAACUAGAAAAAGAAAAGGAAGAAAAAAAAAAAAAUGAAAAAAAAAAUAUAAGUGAAAUUAAUUUAUCUUUUUCAGAUAUAUUUUAUGAUACUUUAUAUAAGUUAAAAAAAAAUAAUAAAAUAGUGAGGGAUAUUAGUUCUAAUUUUUCGAAAAAUGAACUAAGGAUAGAAUUAUUUACAAAUAAAGAUUAUUAUAAAAGUAUGAAGGAUAGCUCUGAGUUAUUAAAAAUAGAAUUAUCUUUGAAAAUAAUAAAAUUUAUGUGUUACUCUUUUAAUUUAAUUCAAAAAAUAUAUAAAGACAAUAUGAAAGAAAAAAAAUUCAUUAGAGAUGCAAUAUUUAAUUUAUUAAUAGAUCUUUCUUAUUGUAUUAGUAAUUUGAACAGUUCUUACUUAAAAAUUGAGAAUAUAGUCAGUGUCAUUUUUUUAUAUUUUUGCUUUUACUUUAUUUAUAAUUUUAAAAAUAAUGAAUUUUUUAUUGAUACACAAUUAAAAUCAGAUUCAAAGAUACAUUUUCAUAUGCUAGCUUUAAACGAUAUUGAAACAAAUAAAAAGAUAACUAAAGAUACUAUAAAAAACAUGAUCACAAAAACAUUUUUAAAUAAUUUUUAUGCAGAAUAUAAAAAUUAUAUAGACUUCAAAAAAAAUAAGGAAGAAUACACGAAAAAUAGUGAGUAUAAUGUAAUGCUAAAUAAAACUUGUUAUUUAAUAAAAAAAUUAAAAAAUAAUAAUAAGAAUCUAGAAAUUUUAUUAAUUAAUAAUAAAUAUGUGGAAGAAAUAUUUAAUUUCCUAAUUUGUCUAAAUAAACAAAAUUAUUAUUUAAAAUCAAUUCAAUAUAGUGUUUUAUUAUUAAGUCAUGAUAUAAAAUAUCCAAACAUAUCUAUGUUUAAUUUAAAUUAUAUAUAUCUAAUAAAAACAAUUUUUAAUAUGUCCUUUUUUGUUAAAAAUAAAAUGUAUAAAGACCAAACUAUUAAAAAAAAUAUAACUAUCUUAAAUCAAGAAAAGUUAAAAAAAAUUUUAUCACAUUUUACUGAUUCUUCUUCUAUCAAAUUUAAAAAUACAAAACGAGUUAUAUUUACAAAAUCACUGGAGAAUGAAAAUGUAGAAAAUAAUUUAGUAAAUUAUUUGGAAACUAUUAUAAAAAAAUUCAAAAAAAUAAAAAUAUUCAGAAAUAUAAAUUUUUGCCUAAAAAAGCUUGAUGCAAGCAAAAAUAUUAUAACAAAUAUUCAAAAUAUUGUUAUGAAAUAUAUGGAUAACCUUUUAAUUGAUUUUCAUAUUUUAAAUUGCAUUCUUCAAUUUAAUAAAAUGGAUUUAUCAUCUUAUUUUUUUAUCAAUAAAAAUAUAAUAGUAGAAUUUAAUGAUUUAAAUAGUAAAGUUAUCUCAUUAAAUUGCCAAAAGGUUUUUAACAAGCUUGAGUAUAAGAAUAUUGUAAAAUAUUACUUCAAAAAAUUUUUAAAAACAAAAAUUAUAAUUCUAAAUAAUAUAUAUUAUCUAUGA
Molecule: messenger RNA, 3453 nt
Organism: Plasmodium relictum
Lineage: Eukaryota; Apicomplexa; Aconoidasida; Haemosporida; Plasmodiidae
Product: conserved Plasmodium protein, unknown function
Exons: 5
Coding region: 1-3453 (1150 amino acids)
Source: RefSeq, a predicted model, not a curated record